Gadus macrocephalus (Pacific cod) is the source of this 2721-nucleotide messenger RNA. RefSeq names its product transcription factor AP-2 alpha (gene tfap2a). The record is from RefSeq and is a predicted model, not a curated record. The coding region runs from base 158 to 1483 and encodes 441 amino acids. Gene Ontology annotation, molecular function: RNA polymerase II transcription regulatory region sequence-specific DNA binding; DNA-binding transcription factor activity, RNA polymerase II-specific. Gene Ontology annotation, biological process: regulation of cell population proliferation; regulation of transcription by RNA polymerase II; anatomical structure development. Lineage: Eukaryota; Metazoa; Chordata; Actinopteri; Gadiformes; Gadidae. Gene Ontology annotation, cellular component: nucleus. The transcript is spliced from 8 exons.
UCGUUCACUUCCACCAUUAGAGGGAGACCUCACAGCGCAGACAGACAAGUCCACAGCUUCAAUAAAAAAUUGUAUUUUUUUCUGAGCGGGAGCCCUAUUCACUGACUGAGAACAAGGCUUAGGCGAUACUUAUACUCAAUAUCCACCUCAGCAAUCCAUGAAAAUGCUCUGGAAAUUAACUGAUAACAUUAAAUAUGAAGAAUGUGAGAUGUUGGUGCACAGUUUUUCCGCGAUGGACCGCCACGACGGCGGCAGCAACGGGACAGCUCGGCUACCUCAGCUGGGUGGCGUUGGCCAGAGUCCGUACACGAGCGCCCCGCCGCUCUCCCACACGCCCAACUCCGACUUCCAGCCUCCAUACUUCCCGCCACCCUACCAGCCCAUCUACCCGCAGUCUCAGGACCCGUACUCGCACGUCAACGACCCGUACUCUCUGAACUCCCUGCACGCCCAGCAGCAGCCCCAGCACCCGGGCUGGCCGGGCCAGAGGCAGAGCCAAGAGAGCAGUUUGCUCCACCAGCACCGCGGCUUGCCCCACCAACUGUGUCGGGAGUAUCGCAGGGAGGUUCUCCUACCUUCGGGCCACGGACUUGAUUCGGGACUGUCAGAUUCUAUCCCUAUUCAUGGAAUACCUCAUUCUUUAGAAGACGUCCAGCAUGUCGAGGACCAAGGAAUCCACAUUCCCGACCAGACAGUAAUUAAAAAAGGUCCAGUUUCUCUUUCCAAGAACAACAACGUCUCUGCCAUCCAGAUAAAUAAGGACGGCCUCUUCGGCGGCGUGGUGAACCCCAACGAGGUGUUCUGCUCGGUUCCGGGUCGCCUCUCCCUGCUCAGCUCCACAUCAAAGUACAAGGUCACUGUGGCGGAAGUACAGAGACGCCUCUCGCCACCCGAGUGCCUCAACGCUUCUUUGCUGGGAGGGGUUCUGAGAAGGGCCAAGUCUAAGAAUGGAGGAAGAUCCUUAAGGGAGAAAUUGGAUAAAAUUGGCUUAAAUCUACCUGCUGGCAGACGCAAGGCGGCGAACGUUACCCUGUUGACGUCACUAGUCGAAGGCGAAGCCGUACAUCUUGCCAGGGAUUUUGGUUAUGUAUGCGAGACAGAGUUUCCAGCCAAGGCAGUAGCUGAAUAUGUAAACCGUCAGCAUUCCGACCCAAACGAACAAGUCCAAAGAAAAAAUAUGCUAUUGGCAACGAAGCAAAUUUGCAAAGAAUUCACAGACCUGCUUUCCCAGGACCGCUCGCCGUUGGGGAAUUCUCGACCACAGCCUAUUCUUGAACCCGGGAUUCAGAGCUGCUUGACCCAUUUCAGUCUAAUUUCUCACGGAUUCGGGACCCCCGCAAUGUGCGCGGCCCUCACCGCCCUCCAGAACUACCUAACCGAGGCUGUAAAGGCCAUGGACAAAAUGUACCUCAACAACAACCCAAACAGUCACUCAGACAGCGGGUCGAAAGGCGGAGACAAAGACGAGAAGCACAGAAAGUGAUUCCCAUCACCUGCCAAGUUGCCCAGUCGUCGCCCCCCCCCCCCCCCAACCCCCCGCCCCAAAGCCCCCACCCAAUAUAAAUAUUAUAAAUACAUCAAACAUAUUAUUGAUCGAGUUGAACGUGCCAUUUCCUGGUCUCGCACCGAUUUACGUUUGUUUAUACUCCACCACUUCUACUUUGGAUUCAUGAGGAUUGGAAGCAAGAGUUUUCUUCCGAGCAUCCACCAAUAGGAAACAGGCCUGUUCAAAAGAGAGAGAAAAAAUAAGCCACGCCACAGAGGAACUUCUAGCCGGUGGGAGACGAGGCGUCCUGCAGCAUCCGGAAGACCUUUUUCUAUGUAGGCCUACUCCCCUUAUUUUUAUGAGCUACAACGAACGGACUGAAAACACAGAGACCCUAAUUCUACGAUUGUAGCCAUGUGACAACAAAAAAAAGCAAAAGAGGAUGAAUUCUUAUCAGUAUUGUGAAUAAUAAACUUGAAAAAAGAAAUUCUCCAUAGCUCCAUGUCAUCAGUCGUAGACUCACCCUCUUCAAGCGACCAACUUGAACUUUUGAAUUUCAACACGAUUCACGGUUAUAUAAGGGAAUCAGUGUUCAUGUAUGUAUAUAUUUAUUUAUGUGUAAUUUAAUGGGAAUUGUAAAUAUGGUGCGUCUGUUGAAACUUCUUUUUUAUUUAUCUGGUGCCUCCUGUUUUAGUGGGUUUGGAUAUUCGGUUAGUUCUUCAUGUGAUUUUAUGGUUCUUAGAAAACUGAAGUUUGGGGUAUUUUCUCUGGGAUAUUUCAAUUCAGCCCUCUUGUAGCAUGUUGAGGCGACAUUGAAGCAAGUGAACAAAUUUAAUAAAAAUAAACUUCAAUUUCUCUCUCUAUAUAUAUCAUCCUUAUUCAGUUUUUUUAAGUGAGGAAGAGCAUACGUGAGACCCCGCCAAGAAAUGUCUUUGUGUUUCUAUUUUGUUGUUUUUCUACAAGCUUUUAUGUGUCGUGCCAUUCAGAAUACGUUUCACCUCUCGUUCUCUCCUUGAAGCACCAUAAAAGCAAUAAAUUGAUUAUUGUCUUUUUUAAUGUUUGAAAACAUUGAAAAACAUUUUGGGACCACCUGGUAUAUUGUUAUGUCCGAUUAUGUCCGAAAUUGGAGGCGGUUUUAGCUGUAUUGUAUAGACACGUGCUGGCAAUAGUUCCCAUGCCUGUCAAUGUAUUAUAGUCCUUUGUUGCCCAGAAAAAAAUAAAUAUUUGAUACGCUU